GUAGUGGGACCAGGCUGACUUGGUAUCCAAAACAAGAAAAAAAACAGAGACAUUUCAGUUUCACCUUAAACCAUUUUUGUAUUCUUCUUUCAAAGUCUUCCAAAUCACAAAACCCAAAAUCUUUCCCUCUAUUCCAUUUCAGUUUCAUUUUUCAUUCUAUCACAAACCAUAUCAUUGAUCCCUAUAUUCAUCUCCAAAAAAAUUCAUUCUAAAUUUAGCAUAUUUUUCCUUCUUUGUUUCAUUGGAUCAUCAAAUUUAGAAUAGUCUCAAAAAAAAAAAAAUCAGCUACCAUUGAUCCUAUAUCAUCUCCAAAAAAAUUGCAUGAAAUUAUAUUAGAUCAUUCUAAAUUUAGCAUAUAUUUCUCCCUUUGUUUAAUUCUGAUUCUGUUGUGUAUGAUGAUUGAUGAUUAAUUAAUUCCUUUUUGUGUAUCUUCUGUGACCUUUUUCUGCAUAUGCAUUAAAGGUCAAAUCUUGAAUACCAUUUUCUUUGAUCCUUUUGUGCAUAUGCAUCAAAGAUCAAAUAUUUAAUAUCAUUUUCUUUGACCCUUUUGUGCAUAUGCAUCAAAGAUCAAAUUUUUAAUACCAUAUUCUGUGACCCUUUUGUGCAUAUGUAACAAAGAUCAAAUUUUGAAUAGUAUAUUCAUUGACCCUUGUGUGCAUAUGCAACAAAGGUAAAAUUUUGAAUAGUUUUGCAUAAUCAAUUGUGUGAAAGAAUAGCUUUGAAUUCAUUCAAUUUUGAGUUUUGAUUCAUGGACAAUCAUGGUUCUGCACCUCCAUAUGGAUAUCCAAACCCUUAUGCAUAUCCUCCAUAUCCAUACCCUCCUCCAAAUCCAUCUCAUGAUCCAUAUGCACCUUCACCAGUAUCUUCUCCUUAUCCAUAUGAAUCAUAUCCACCAAAUUCUUCACAUUCCUUCCACCCUUAUCAACCAAACCCUUUAGAGUUACCUACUUCUCAACCAUCUCAUGUUUAUCCUUACCCUUACCAACAAUACCCUCCAAUCAAUGAUGGUUCAAACCCUCAUCAUAGUUCUGCUUACCCCCCUUACCAACAAUACCCUCCAAUUAGUGAUGGUUCAAACCCUCCUCAUGGUUCUGCAUAUCCUCACCAAUACCCUCCAAUUAGUGAUGGUUCACACCCUCCUAGUUCUCCUUACCCUCAUUUGAAUGAUCUUAUGAGCAAUGUUCAGAUAUCUGAUAAUCAGCCAAGUGCACCAGUAAUGACACAUUCCUAUUCAGCUUUAAAUGAAGGGAAAAAAGAGGAGUUUUAUGGUCAUUCUAGUAGUAAUUCUUUUUCAGGUUAUGAACAUUCUUACUCUGGUUUGGGGGGUUCACCCAAUCUUUCAGCUUAUCCCGGUUCGAAUGAUGAAUCGGUGCAUAGCCAGAGUUUGCAGAUUGUUCCAGCUCAGUAUAAAGGGUCAUUGAAAUAUUUGCUCUUGCAUGGUAAUUUAGAUAUUUGUGUUCAUAGUGCUAAGAAUCUUCCAAAUAUGGAUAUGUUUCAUAAGACUUUAGGGGAUGUGUUUGGUAAAUUUCCUGGUAAUGUGGGUAAUAAGAUUGAGGGAACAAUGACUAGGAAGAUUACUAGUGAUCCUUAUGUGUCUAUUUCUUUAUCAAAUGCUGUAGUUGGUAGGACUUUUGUGAUUAGCAAUAGCGAAAAUCCUGUUUGGGAGCAACACUUUCAUGUUCCUGUUGCACAUCAUGCUUCUGAAGUGCAUUUUGUUGUUAAGGAUAGUGAUGUGGUAGGUUCACAGCUUAUUGGUACUGUAGCGAUUCCGGUCGAACAAUUAUACUCGGGUGAAAAAGUACAAGGGACCUACCCCAUCCUUAAUAGCAAUGGAAAGCCUUGUAAGCCAGGUGCUGUUUUGAGUGUUUCCAUUCAGUUCCUACCAAUGGAGAAACUGAUCAUUUAUCAUCAAGGAGUUGGAGCAGGACCUAACUAUAUUGGUGUGCCGGGAACAUAUUUUCCAUUGAGGAAAGGUGGAACUGUAACUCUAUAUCAGGAUGCUCAUGUUCCGGAUGGAUGUCUCCCUAAUGUCAUGCUUGAUCAUGGGAUGCAUUAUGUUCAUGGACAGUGUUGGCUUGAUAUGGUUGAUGCCAUACGUCAAGCGAAGCGUUUGGUUUACAUUACAGGGUGGUCAGUGUGGCACAAAGUUCGGUUGGUAAGGGACGCUCCUGCUGGAUAUGGUAAGACAUCGGAUUAUACUCUUGGUGAGCUUCUGAGGUCUAAGUCUCAGGAAGGAGUGAGAGUGCUUCUUCUUGUUUGGGAUGACCCUACCUCAAGAAGCAUUCUUGGUUAUAAAACGGAUGGUGUCAUGGCGACGCAUGAUGAGGAAACUCGACGAUUUUUCAAGCAUUCUUCUGUGCAAGUGUUACUUUGUCCUCGCAUGGCCGGAAAACGACAUAGCUGGGCUAAGCAACAGGAAGUUGGAACAAUAUAUACACAUCAUCAGAAGACUGUAAUUGUAGAUGCUGAUGCUGGAAAUAACUUCAGAAAAAUUGUAGCAUUUGUUGGAGGGCUUGACUUGUGUGACGGCCGAUAUGAUACUCCCCACCAUCCCCUCUUUAGGACACUGCAGACGGUCCAUAAGGAUGACUAUCACAACCCUACUUUCACGGGUAAUACUGGUGGUUGUCCACGGGAACCGUGGCACGACUUGCAUUCUAAAAUUGAUGGUCCAGCAGCUUAUGAUGUUUUGACAAACUUUGAGGAGCGCUGGUUAAGAGCUGCGAAACCUACAGGGAUAAAAAAGUUGAAGAGUUCAUAUGACGAUGCAUUGCUCAAGAUAGAAAGAAUUCCGGAUAUUCUCCGCGUAUCUGAUGCUCCUAGUGUUGGUGAUGAUAAUCCUGUAGCUUGGCAUGCUCAGAUAUUUCGUUCAAUUGAUUCAAACUCUGUCAAGGGAUUUCCAAAGGAGCCAAGAGAUGGAUCAAUAAAGAACCUAGUAUGUGGGAAGAAUGUACUGAUUGACAUGAGCAUACACACAGCGUAUGUAAAGGCCAUUCGUGCUGCACAGCAUUACAUUUAUAUAGAGAAUCAAUAUUUCAUCGGUUCUUCAUACAAUUGGAGUCAAAAUAGGGACAUCGGUGCUAAUAAUUUAAUUCCUAUGGAAAUUGCACUGAAGAUUGCUGAAAAAAUAAAGGCAAAUGAGAGGUUUGCAGUAUACAUAGUUAUUCCAAUGUGGCCAGAGGGUGUUCCAACAGGUGCUGCCACUCAAAGGAUUCUAUUUUGGCAGAAUAAAACAAUGCAAAUGAUGUAUGAGACAGUUUACAAGGCAUUGGUUGAAGUUGGGCUCGAAGCAGCAUUCUCUCCACAAGACUAUUUAAACUUUUUCUGUCUUGGAAAUCGAGAAACCAUAGAUAUGCAUGAGAAUAUUUCUGUAUCUGGAAUUCCUCCUCCACCGAAUACUCCACAGGCAAAUAGUCGAAAUAACCGACGGUUCAUGAUUUAUGUUCAUUCGAAAGGCAUGAUAGUUGAUGAUGAAUAUGUGAUCAUUGGAUCAGCAAACAUCAACCAGCGCUCUAUGGAAGGAACAAGGGACACUGAGAUUGCAAUGGGAGCCUACCAACCUGAAUAUACAUGGGCAAGAAAACAUUCUUAUCCACGCGGACAGGUUCAUGGAUAUAGGAUGUCCCUAUGGGCAGAACAUACAGGCACAAUCGAAGACUGUUUCUUACAACCAGAGAGCCUCGACUGUGUGAGAAGGGUUCGAACAAUGUCCGAAAUGAACUGGAAACAAUUUUCAUCAAACGACGUCACAGAGAUGAGAGGGCAUUUACUAAAGUACCCUGUAGAAGUUGAUAGAAAGGGUAAGGUUAGACCUCUUCCUGGUCAUGAAGAGUUUCCUGAUGUGGGAGGAAAGAUAGUGGGAUCAUUUAUUGCCAUUCAAGAGAAUCUAACCAUUUGAUGAGUUUAGUUUUUACAUUCACAUUGGUGGUCAUUAGAAUAGGGUGAAUGUGACAACCUAGUGCUAUAGUGCUUCCGCCUUAGCGAGGUCCAGGGAAGAGUUAUGUAGUAUCGACACUUCAGAUUAAAGGUGUGUUCAGUGUCUCAAACAUGUGGUUACAUUUAAUCAUUUCAUUAUGAGUGUCGACAUGUGUCGUAUUUGGUGUAUGUGUUUGUGCUUCAUAGGGAAGAGUCGUUAGAAUGAUUGAAUUGAAAAUUACAAAAUAAUACAAGUUAAAAAAUUUUGAAAUGCAAUGCAUGAUGAUUGAGGAAGCA
This is a messenger RNA of Medicago truncatula (barrel medic), 4212 nucleotides long. RefSeq names its product phospholipase D beta 2. Bases 749 to 3898 code for a protein of 1049 amino acids. Gene Ontology annotation, cellular component: plasma membrane. NCBI's taxonomy places the organism in Eukaryota, Viridiplantae, Streptophyta, Magnoliopsida, Fabales, Fabaceae. Gene Ontology annotation, biological process: phospholipid catabolic process. The transcript is spliced from 10 exons. Gene Ontology annotation, molecular function: D-type glycerophospholipase activity. The record is from RefSeq and is a predicted model, not a curated record.